AUGAAGUUCUUCAUUGCUGUUCUGGCCCUUGCCGCCACCGCCAUUGCCGGCAGAAACAUGGACUCUCCCACUUGCGAGGAUGGAAGCAGUGUUGUCUGCAAGGGUAACGGCGACAGUGGUGUCAUUUCCCUGGGCAACGUCGCCGCUGGCGCUGCUGGUGAGAACUGCGCCACCGGUGCAAUCUACUGCUGCUCCGAGCAGGACAUCAAGGACCUGGGCGUUGUGAACCUCAACUUGAACAUUCAGUGCAGUUUGAACCAAGUGCUCUAA
Messenger RNA from Penicillium cinerascens, 270 nucleotides. RefSeq lists its product as uncharacterized. The transcript has 2 exons. NCBI's taxonomy places the organism in Eukaryota, Fungi, Ascomycota, Eurotiomycetes, Eurotiales, Aspergillaceae. The record is from RefSeq and is a predicted model, not a curated record. The coding region runs from base 1 to 270 and encodes 89 amino acids.